AAUAUUAAUCGACUCCGAGCUGGCCUAUUCCAACUAGCAAGAUGGGUAAAACUACACUCCUAAUUAUAGCUACCUUGUCGUUAUGUCUCUGUGAAGCAGGUGUUAUUAAAGAACAUGAAAGGCUCGACUCUAGCCUAGUGAUUUGCCCGACUAUACCAAGUGAUCCGAGUCGAUUGCUGAUUGAUACAGAAAUAGAUGAGCCUGCCAGCUGGGGAGCAAUGGAAAGAAUAUACGCCUUCCCGGAAGCAGGAGUCUUUUCAGCCAAAAUCGCUUGUAUUCUGGUGCAGGAUGUAUCCAUUGAUGGAAGAGGUGGCUCCGCUUCAAUUGUCGCGGGAGGACUUAAUGCAUUACGACUAGUAAUUAAACUCAGGUCAAACCCUGGACAUGAACUACGCUACAGAAUUCAAAUAUAUUCAUAAUAAUAGAAAACUUAUUUCAAGUCACUAAACCAUAUUUGUGAAAUCUUAGUUUUUAUUUCUAUUACCUCUAUUUCGUACAAACCAUUCAAGUUAUAUCGAAAUAGGACAGCGCAAAGUGCCAUCUAUUACCAGAAUGGACCAGCAGGCUGUAUAUUGGUAUAUUACUAGCCUAUUCA
This is a messenger RNA of Acanthoscelides obtectus, 595 nucleotides long. NCBI's taxonomy places the organism in Eukaryota, Metazoa, Arthropoda, Insecta, Coleoptera, Chrysomelidae. The record is from the annotation of a GenBank genome assembly.